This is a messenger RNA of Hipposideros armiger (great roundleaf bat), 3214 nucleotides long. RefSeq names its product calmin (gene CLMN). Bases 59 to 2560 code for a protein of 833 amino acids. Gene Ontology annotation, biological process: negative regulation of cell population proliferation; nuclear migration. Lineage: Eukaryota; Metazoa; Chordata; Mammalia; Chiroptera; Hipposideridae. The record is from RefSeq and is a predicted model, not a curated record. Gene Ontology annotation, molecular function: actin filament binding. The transcript is spliced from 10 exons. Gene Ontology annotation, cellular component: meiotic nuclear membrane microtubule tethering complex; nuclear outer membrane; cytoplasm.
CAGGCUCCCAGCGCCCGCCGCCCGCGCCCGGCCCGGCGCCCCGGCCCUCCCGCGCUUCAUGGCUGCGCUGGAAUGGGACUGGUUCCAACGCGAGGAGCUCAUCGGACAGAUCAGCGACAUCCGAGUCCAGAACCUGCAAGUUGAGAGGGAAAAUGUGCAGAAGAGGACCUUCACUCGAUGGAUAAACCUACAUCUGGAGAAGUGCAACCCACCUCUAGAAGUUAAAGAUCUAUUCGUUGAUAUACAAGAUGGCAAAAUCCUCAUGGCUUUGUUAGAAGUCCUGUCUGGGAGAAAUCUGCUGCAUGAGUACAAGUCCUCGUCCCACCGUAUUUUUCGGUUAAACAACAUAGCGAAAGCACUUAAGUUUUUGGAAGAUAGCAAUGAAGCAACAGACGAUUUUGAGGAUUCAGAUAAAGAAGCCCCGAUUGAAUCCACCUUUGUCCGCAUCAAAGAAACGCCUUCUGAACAGGAGAGCACCGUCUUCUUUCUGACUGAAAAUGGGGAGCGUGCCUACACCAUUAACCAUGAAAGCAGCCACCCACCACCCUCCAAAGUCUUUGUCUGUGACAAACCUGAGAGCGUGAAGGAGUCCUGCCUGGGCGGCACUGUCAGCCAUCUGCUGUCAGACACCUCUGCCAAGAUCAUACACCAGAUCAUCGACCAGGUCCUCCAAGAGGUUCCAGAUAAGACCAACAGCAUCAGCGAGCCAUCUCCAGAAUCUUCCAUCUUAUCCAGAAAGGAAAACCGGAGGUCCAUCUCGCUGCCUAUCAAGAAAACUGUGCACUUCGAAGCUGACACCUACAAGGAUGCUUCCUGCAGUAAGGACACUUUCUACAGUCAAGACUUUGGCUUUGAAGAGAGCCCAAGAGGGACAAAGGAAUCAUUGAAGCAAGAGGGACACAUCUCGGCAGUGCAGGUUGCCGAGGAAAAGCCAAAACAGGAAGCCCCAAAGACCCCGGAAGUAGCCUCUGACGAGGCCGUACGUGAUGUUUCCGUGGCAGAUGGUAAGAUCGAUAAUUCUCAGACUUCCCAGAGUUCUCCCUCCUGGAAUGGGGCAUUGGAGAGGGCAGCCAGCCAGGGGGAAGAAAGUCAUCCCCUGUACCCCCUUGGAGAGGAUACUGUUAUGGCCGAUUCCUUGGAGAUCAAGGUAAAUCUGCUGACUGUAGAAGCUAUGGAUGAAGAAGACUAUUUCGAAGGCAUACCACUAAAAGCCUCUAAAUUUAACAGCGACCUAGUAGAUUUCGCCUCGACCAGCCAGGCUUUCAAUGAAGUACCUUCGCCUCCUGAGAAAAAACCUGCCGAGGAUGUGGCUCUGGAGGAGCAUGCUGAGAAACUGGGUAAAAGGAAAGGAAAGUCUGCCCACCGAAAGGAAGAUUCGGACGAGCCCCCAGUGAAACCUGGCGAGCACGAACCUCAUGUGGACCCUGAACAAGAAGAUCAGGGCUAUUGCCUGUCCCCAGAGGAGGCGCCGGUGGAUAAAAAGCCAGAGGUACAUGAAAAGGCCAAGCAAAAGUCCCCGCAUGGGAGACAUGGCGAGGAAAACGGGGAGGCGGAAGGCCCCCAGGGGCUUGGCAGGGAAUUGCCUUCCAACCCGCCAAGCAGCAGUGUCAGCAUGGAGACCCUUGGGAGCCACAGCGAUGACAGGCUGGAUUUCAAACCCUCCCCUCCCCUCUCCAAGAUUUCCGUCAUCCCCCACGACCUUUUCUAUUACCCGCAUUACGAGGUUCCCCUGGCCGCAGUUUUGGAGGCUUAUGCGGAAGGCACGGAGGAGGAUUUGAAAAACGAAGAGAUGGACUUCGAAGAGCCAGAGGGCUACUUGGGUGACCCGGGGCCCAGGGAGGAGGAGGAGGAGGAGGAGGGGGCGGCGGCGGCUGAGGCCUCUCACAGCAGCUGCAGCUUCUCAGGGCUGGGCAAGGACCUCCCACAAGCCACUGGUGAGGCGCCCUCUCUGGACAUGGGUGUGGAGGGUGCAAAGCCAGCCUCGGAACCCGCUCCCCCAGCUGCCCAAGAGGACCACCAGCAAAGGGAGGCUGAAGACAGUGCCCCUGGGGAGAACCACCAGUCCCAGGAACCCCCAACCUCGGAAAACUUAGCAAACCCUUUAGAAGAAAAGGUAAUGGAAGAAUCGACCAGCAGUAAAAAAAAGGAAAAAAGGAAACAUAUGGACCACGUAGAAAGUUCAGUAUUCAUAGCACCCGGAACUGUUCGAUCCUCAGAGGACCUAGAAGAAGACACUGGUGACAACAGAAUCCUUUCCAGGACUAGUCACAGUGACUUCAGCAUUUACAUUCGACGACAUUCUAAUAGGUCUUUGGAAUCGGAUCAUUUUAGCUAUGUUCAAUUGAGGAACGCAGCUGAUGUGGAUGAGAGAAGGAACCGAAUGUUAAGCAGGAAAGCCAACCACUCCGGAGAAGCCACACUGCCGGAGAGCCACAGCCUGCAGAACGACUCGCUGGCACAGUUCGUCCAGCAGCCGGACAUGAUGUAUUUUAUCCUCUUCCUCUGGCUCCUGGUGUAUUGCCUGCUGCUCUUCCCACAGCUGGACGUCAACAGACUCUGAAGCGUGUGUCUGCAUAAUAAAAAGACAGGGCCCUUGACGGGGUGGGGGUCUUUAUACUUCAUUUUAUUUCAGGUUCUGGAAAGGGCACCUCUGCAGACAGCUGGGGACCUACCAGGAAGCUUGGACUCCCCGCUUUGUUUUCAUGUUUCCUUUGCCUCCUGUGCGUCUAAGCAUGCUUUCUGUCCGGCUGUGUACUCAACACUCAGGGGUAUGCCGAAUCCUUGGGUGGGCUUUGUUCUCACGUGCCUUGCUUUGUCAGUUACUAGUAUUUAGCUGUAACCCGGGCCUUAGCCCGUCUCAUAUGCAGGUUUUUAAGGUCCAAGUUACUUAACCUCUCAGGUGAGGGUCCUCCUGAUGAGAAAGAAGGUGGAUGUCCCAGGCAGAGCCUCCACUGGGAAGGAAACUGCCACGUUUUUACCCAGGAGGGGAUGUUGGAGUAAAGGUGCCUGGUGUCCAUGCACCUGUGUGGUCUGGGGGACCUCUGAACAGCACACAGCUGCCAGCUCCAGGAAGGGGCAUCAGGAAUUGCAAAACGCACGGAGGAGCGUGAAGGCUGUGUCAUGAGCUGCAGUGCACUCUUUUUCACCCUAGUUUUUUGUUUUUGUUUUAUCUUUGUUUUUUAAAGAUUUUAUUGGGGAAUUGGGGAAGGGGAAC